AUGGCAAACCAGCGUGUGGUUGUGACCUACGCCGCUGCCCAGUCCUUCCAGUCCUCCGACAACUGGAUACAUUUUUUGGCAGCCUUGCGUUCCCUCUUACCACUGCGCAACCUUCAUUGGAAACCAACCUCCCGUCCGAACUUGAGAACUGUUCAGGAGCUUGACGUUUCUCUGGUUCCCCUCGACUCGCUUCGCGAUGAGCAUACUUCUCAAGUACCUGUCACUCUGCUUGAGAAACCCCUCCUGAACUUGUAUGUGCUGUCCUGUGAGGAUGCAGAGACAUACAAGACCACCGUGAAGAAGCAGAUAAAGGAUUGGCAGACUUCCGUCAACCAACGUAAGAAUCAGGAAUGGCUCAUUAUUCACGUCGUACGCCCGGAUAGUAAAAACGUAGACCGCAAGUUUUUCAGCAUGAAAGGAUCGGUCCUGGACAAGAUCAAGGGAGAUUUUAACAUCGACAAGCGAGACAGGUGUGUACAACUACCCUGGUCUACUGGCGAACAGAGUCCAGCAGUUUGGGCGGAUCUCAUCGGCAAAAUAAAGGAUGGACUCCUUGCUGCAUUUGAUACAGCCGUACUAGCAAGAGAGGAGGAAGUGAAACGUUCCGAAGGCCAGCGUCACAUGCCAGGAUGGAACUUUUGUACGUAUUUUGUCUUAAAGGUGGGUUGCCUAUGUUGCAUACUUGCUAACCUUGCAUCGUCUUUCGAAGGUGUCAACCUGUUCGAAGACGCAUUGCAACAAUACAACGAGCUUGAGGCUACCUUCAUGAACGUUCUGGGAGAGAAGAAUAUGUCUUGGUUCGGAAAUCUGAUCAAUCCAGCGCCCAAGGACGACUCAUUACCCCUUCUCUCUCCUUCUAAGAAAUCUUACCGAGAGCUCAUUCUUGCGAACACCAUAUCGAUUUUCGAUCUCCGAGUGUACUUACUCGCAAGGCAGAGCAUGUUGUUAAACAAAAUGCAACAGCCAAUUGAAAUCUGUCGAAAGGCAAUACUCUUUUUGAGCACGUUUGGAAAACGGCUCCGUGAGGUUGAGAUGGCGCUACCCGAAUAUUUCGUUGAGUCUUGGAUAUUUUCUUCCGCACUUAGUGUCGUGGACCAGUGUGGUGCAUGGGCUUCUUCUUGGCUCGAGCUAGAGGGAAUCGCGCUUGCACGCUAUAAUGCAAUUAAAGGCGAACUUCUUGAGCUUGCAAAAAGCCAACUUGACAUCCUCGGUGUCAAAGUCGGACAUCUUCCACCAAAGCCCCCAUUUUUGAUGGCUUUACAAACCGUCUCGACAACUCCCAGCUCGCCGUUGCCAGAGAGAAACCCAUCACAGCGGAUUAGCAAGUACGAAAUCAUGCUUGCCAUAGGGGAUAUCGAAGCAUUCUAUGAUCUCUAUUGUACCAUCUCAAAUCGGGCAAUUGACGCAUAUGUGAAAGCUGGGCGACGGAAGUUUGCAUUGAAAUUACAUGGUUGUCUUGCUGCUCUUGACAAUCAUCGUGGGCGGCUGUCCAAUGCACUGGCUAUAUUUUCAUCGCUCCCCGCACAUUAUGCCCCCCACAUGUGGACUUCUCUGGAAUCAUUUAUGCUCUCUCGUGCAAUCGAUACGCACGCCGUACUCCAGAAGCCGCGGGAUCAAGAAUGGAUUCAUCUUUUGCUCGGGUUUCUGAAGACUUAUGUGAACGAGCCCACUUCGGAAUCGCUUACAUCCCAUGACAUCAACGAAUAUGUGACUAAGUUAGUGACGGCCUUGCGAGAGGCCUCAGAGAAGCUAGAUUCAGACCUCCCUCAUCUGGACCAUCCCAUUAUGGCUCUGGAGAUUACCAAGGACACGCGAUGCAGUCAGGAUGAGGAUUUGGUGUAUUUGACGGUAUUAAUCCACAAUCGUUUACCUUGUGAUGUUCACGUGGACAAAAUUGGCGUGGUGCUCGUCGGUGAAGAUACAACCCGCUUAAAAUUCACCGCCGAGUUCACGAAGCUAGUAUCAGGAAGGAAUUACUUGGUCUUGACAUGUCCGACGUCAUCACAUGGUACAUACGUACAUGAGAGUGUUGAAAUCCGAAUAGCUCGCCUCCACUUCCAGUGGAACCGCAAAAGUGGUGGUGGUGCAGGCGACGCCUUGACAUCUCGAAAACAUGCCAUACCGGUGCAUUUACCACGUAAUCCUGAGAGUUUAGAUGUCCAGCUUUGCCUACCUCCCAAUACUGCACUGGGAACAACUCCAAAAUUACACUUGACAAUCUCUUCUGGGCGGAAUGAUCUUGCGACUGCAAGUGUACGACUGUCGGCCCCCGCAGGAAUCACUUUCGCCUUCGUAAAUUCCGAAUUACAUUCCGAGGGGGAAAUUGAUACAUCAGAGGAUGGUAUCAGCAUUUUCAAUGUGCCCUCCAACUCCAAUGUGAUAAUCUCCGUGCCCCAUUCCGAUGCAACGCGUUUCCGUGCAAUCAAAAUUGACGUUAGCAUCACGUAUAAGACGGUUCGGGAUCCAGCACUGGAACGGACAUUGCGAACGUCUAGGAUCGUCACUGUCGCUCUCCCGAUUGCCGUAAAUGUGGAGGAUUUUUUUCGUGGAGAAAGGCAAGUCAUCCCUGGACUAGAUAGCAGCGUCAAGCUCAGAACUAUGUUCGUUACCAGACUCUUCUCGAGAUUCACGAUCUCAACAACUACCCAGCAACAUGUUCGGAUCUCAUCGGCAAGGCUACUUUCAGCGCCUGACGCUGAACAAGGUGCCAAAAUAUUGGGAUGUCAUCCUAGUCAUUCUGUCAUGACGGCUGUUCCCGACCGCCCAGUCAGCUACAUAUUUUGCAUAGAGUCGGACCGCGGUCCAGUUUCAGACCCGUUAAAACUUGUCAUUUCUUAUCGUCUGCUACGAGAAGAGGUAGAGGCUUUGGUGAAUAAAGCCGUGGAGGACGCCCUUCGUCAACUGUCGCAAGAAUCUGACGUUGGUACCAAAUUGGUACAGGCCAUCAUAGAAUAUCUGGAAUGCGAUGCUUCCUGGGUGGAGUUGUACAACACCACGGGUGAACUCAUAAUACCCAGUUCACUCGAUGUAGGUGAGGAGUUAGAAGAGGCAUUCUCCUCCGUGCAGAAGAUAUUGUCCCAGCCCAACCCACCAUCGCCAUCCCUCGGUCCCUGGCGAGAGAUGACUAUACCCGUUGAUGUACCCAAAAUGAAUAUUGUCGCAGACGCCUGGAUAGCAAUCCAGCCUCCUCCACAAGCCGAGGAAUUGCCGCGCAGCCAACUUCCAUCGAUUUACGCUGGGCAGGCACUUUCAGCCACGGUUUACAUCACAGCAUCUUUGCACUGGAAUGACCCAGAAAACAAACGGCAACGAUAUCGAAUGCGCUAUGAUGUUGAAGAGCGUACCAAAGACUGGCUUAUAUGCGGCAGAAAGCGAGGUGAUUUCCUCGUUCAGGACAAGAGCACAUUUAGCGUCUGCUUGACUUUGAUUGCGCUACAUCACGGACACAUUGAGCUUCCAAAGGUUGAAGUGAAGCCGCUGCCCUUAGAUGGGGAAGAGGACGUGCCAAGAGUCCUUCCUAGCAGUGACACUCACCAGUCCCAUGGCGCUGAAACAGUGCUGGUUUUACCGAGGGGAGGCAGGAGCACGUUUAUAGUCAGUAUGGGAACCAAGAGGGUAUAA
Molecule: messenger RNA, 3621 nt
Organism: Pisolithus orientalis
Lineage: Eukaryota; Fungi; Basidiomycota; Agaricomycetes; Boletales; Pisolithaceae
Product: trafficking protein particle complex subunit 10
Exons: 19
Coding region: 1-3621 (1206 amino acids)
Biological process (GO): early endosome to Golgi transport; intra-Golgi vesicle-mediated transport
Cellular component (GO): TRAPPII protein complex
Source: RefSeq, a predicted model, not a curated record